AUGGAGGCUCAAACUGCAUAUACAGCAGGAGCAACAGGUUACACUGUUGGUCCUAGUGCCACCCCAGCAUAUGCAGCAACUCAGGGUGCAGCCAGGGCUGCAUAUGAAACAACGUAUCAAGCUGUGGCUGCUGCAACUCCACAUGCUGCUCCUGCCACAUAUGCUGCAGUGAAUGCUGGAGCUGCAGCUGCACCAGUAACUGCUGCAUAUGAGUACAGCUAUGCUACUGCUCGACCAGCAGCUCCUGCAGCUGCUCAGCCUCCCCAGGCAGCUGCUGCAGGUUAUGACUCUACUAAGACAUACUAUCAACAGGCUCCAUCAGCUUCAGAUAAUAGAUAUCAAGGUGCUGCAGGCAACUCCACUGCCUUCAAGGGAUACAAUGCAGGUGCUGCAAACAGCCAAGGUGCUGUUGGACAGCAGCAGUCCUUCUCUGCACCUUUUCCAAAUCAGAAUGCCAAUGCAAACAAGGGGAAAGUUCAGUAUGCUACGUACUCAACGCAAACCAACUACGGAGGUAGUGGAGCAGUAGGCAGUGGGUCACCUGCUGUGGUGGGAGGAGCACCCACAGUGAGACCUCCCAACCCAGGACAAGUUCUAGUCGGCAUAGGGGGCACUGGCACUGGUGGAGCGGGAACAUGGGCACCAUUUAGGAAAGCUGGUACACAGCUUAGAGGUGGAAUGAGACCUCGAGCUCCUCCAAAACCUCAGCAGCUUCAUUACUGUGAAGUCUGCAAGAUUUCCUGUGCAGGUCCUCAGACAUACAUGGAACACUUGGAAGGGCAGAAGCACAAGAAAAAGGAGCAAGCAGCAAAGGUGGGAGCAGCAGCCACUCUACCUCGAGGUGGAUCUGCUUUGCGUUGUGAACUGUGUGAUGUCACUUGCACAGGGUCUGAUGCAUAUGCUGCUCAUAUUAGAGGAGCCAAGCAUCAAAAGGUGGUGAAGCUUCAUCAGAAGCUUGGAAAGCCUAUUCCUUCCACAGAACCAACCAUCAUAUCCAACAAAGCUGAAAAUGAGGAAAAGGGUACGAUUGAUAGCAUUACUCCAGGGAAUGUAGAAGGGACCAGCCCUGCUGCAAUCCCAGCACCUGCCAAAAAACCUGUAUCCAUCCCCAAGAUAAAUUUUGUGGGUGGAACCCAACUGAAGACAACCACAGCUGGAGCCAGAGAGGAGAAGUUGGAUGCAGAACUUGAUGCUGGAGACAGGGUAGAAUUCCCCAAAUUGCCUGAAGAGAAGGAUGUUCAGCCUGUUGGAGCUGACUACAUUGAUGAGAUUAAGAAUGAUGAGGGAAAAGUGAUAAGCUUCAGCUGCAAGUUAUGCGAGUGUCGCUUCAAUGAUCCAAAUGCUAAGGAGAUGCACCUCAAAGGACGUAGACAUCGUCUUCAAUACAAAAAGAAGGUGGACCCAAAUCUUCCAGUGGAAAUAAAACCAUCGCUGCGAAUGAGACGCAUCCAGGAGGAUCGUGCUCGGCGCCAGCAGGUUCAGGAGCGCAUUGCACAGAUGAGAGCAGAAAAGAGGCAGUGGCAUGCAGAGAUGCGGAUGUUGGAGGAAGAAGAACAUCUUUAUUGGGAAGAGCGCCGUCGAUACGAGGACAACAUGGAAUUUUAUUACAUGCGUCGUAUGGGUCGUCUCCCCCCGGGUCCUCCUCCUCCUGGCCCCCCCCUUCCCCCUGGUCCUCCUCGUCCAGGAUUUUUCCCCCCUGGUCCUCCAAUGCCUCAUUUUCCAGGUGGACGUCGUCCAGAAACCAAUGACGAUCGUCAUGUCAUUCACAAGCAUGGGGAGAUCUACCCCAAGGAAGAGGAGCUUCAGGCCGUCCACAAAAUUGUUGGGAACUCUGAGAAGGCACUGAAGUUGGUCUCGGACUAUAUUGCUGAAGUUGAUGCACCCCCAGAUGCAAAGGAGAAACCUGCUGCUGAGACCAAGGAUCCCAAGUGCGGAAUACCACUGACUCCUGAAGGGAUCAAGAAGGAAGGAGGUGGAGACAAGAAGGAUACCAGCAAUUACCCACGAGUCCUGAAGGGAGUGAUGCGUGUGGGGAACUUGGCUAAGGGCCUGCUGCUUCGUGGAGACAGCCGUGUUCGACUUGUUGUUCUUUGCUCCGAGAAACCCACUCGAGCACUCCUGGAACGUGUUGCGGAUAGCCUCCCCAAGCAGUUUGCUGUGGUGGCUCCAGAUGACAAGUACCAGUUGAAGAUGUGUGUAGAAGAAGCAGCCAUUGUGGUUUCAGAAGCAGACUGUGGGGUCGAGGUGCAUAUCACGCUUACAUCUCCUGUCAUGCGUGAACAGCUCCUUGCGGAAUCUCACCCCGAAGGUCAAGGUCAAGGCCCCCGCCCGGAUCCGCCUGAUGUCCUCGAUAAAGACAUUUGUCUCGAAGCGUUGGCUGAGCUUCGCCAUGCUAAAUGGUUCCAGGCAAAGGCUAACGGGCUCCAGAGCUGUGUGAUGGUGAUCAGGAUCCUGCGAGAUCUUUGCACCCGGGUGCCUACCUGGGCUCCUCUCAACUGUUGGGGCAUGGAACUACUUUGUGAAAAAGUCAUAUCCUCUGCUGGCACUCCUCUGAGUCCUGGAGAAGCUGUCAGGUGA
Molecule: messenger RNA, 2577 nt
Organism: Darwinula stevensoni
Lineage: Eukaryota; Metazoa; Arthropoda; Ostracoda; Podocopida; Darwinulidae
Source: the annotation of a GenBank genome assembly